Messenger RNA from Ilex paraguariensis (yerba mate), 1036 nucleotides. The record is from the annotation of a GenBank genome assembly. NCBI's taxonomy places the organism in Eukaryota, Viridiplantae, Streptophyta, Magnoliopsida, Aquifoliales, Aquifoliaceae.
AUGGCCUCUAGUAUAAGAAAGAAUUUUCUAACACUUUUUCUCGCCGGCCUUCUCGCGGGGGCACUGCCGCUAUUGGCUGUGGGUCAGAACUGCGGUUGUGCUGCAGACCUGUGCUGUAGCCAAUAUGGUUAUUGUGGCACUGGAAAUGACUAUUGUGGCGCAGGGUGCCAGGAGGGCCCUUGUUUUGCACCACCCAGUACUAAUGAUGUUUCAGUUGCUGAUAUCGUGACAGAUGCUUUCUUUAAUGGGAUUGCUAAUCAAGCUGGCUCCGGUUGUGCCGGGAAAGGCUUCUACACACGAGCGGUAUUUCUGGAAGCCCUGAAUUCAUAUUCACAAUUUGGCAGGGUUGGUUCCAUUGAUGAUUCUAAGCGUGAGAUCGCAGCUUUCUUUGCUCAUGCCACUCAUGAGACUGGACACUUUUGCUAUAUAGAGGAGAUAGAUGGUCCUUCUAAGGACUAUUGCGACGAGUCUAAUACACAGUAUCCCUGUGCACCUAACAAGGGUUACUAUGGACGAGGUCCACUUCAACUAUCAUGGAAUUACAACUAUGGGCCAGCCGGAAGGAGCAUAGGGUUCGAUGGACUAAACAAUCCUGAGAUCGUCGCCACAGACAGCCUUGUGUCCUUCAAGGCCGCCUUGUGGUUUUGGAUGAAUAGAGUUCACACCAUCAUAACUUCUGGCCAAGGGUUUGGAGAAACCAUUCGUGCCAUUAAUGGCCGACUUGAAUGUGAUGGUGCAAAUCCUGAUACUGUAAAUGCCCGUGUUGCAUAUUACACAGACUAUUGUAGCCAACUUGGUGUUUCUCCCGGGGAUAAUCUGAGAUGUUAGGAUCCAAAAUUUCUUAGUACGUUUUUCUUUUUCCUUGUACCUUUUUUUUUCUGCCGAGGCCUGAGAGCUUUAAUAGAAAUAAAGAAUAAUACCAAGUAGGAACCUUGUUUAGGUUUCUGUUGAUUAUUUACAUUAGUUUUCGACAAAACAAAUCUGACAUGUAGGGAAAUAAGUGUACUGUGAUGCUGCUUGUAUACAAUUGUUGGCC